AUGAUCUUUAUUCUUUUGAAGGGUGGCUAUGGCAUCGAAGAUGAGAUGUGCGUCAACUAUAUCCAUUACUAUCCAGCAGCAAGUAUAGAAGUAUGCAAAAGUGCUGUCGACAAUACAACACUUCGUAAAUUCUUCAAAAAAUUGUAUGUGAUAACAUUUGUACAAAUUUUGCCAAAUGCUGUUCCUCUUUUUAGAGGAUACAAAAGUGCUCUGCUCAAUCCUCUCUCACCGCUGCGCGUGCAAACGAAACUUCUAGCGUCCAGUGCAUUUUUGCUCUUUCUCCUCGCCUUGGUAACCCAGUUAAUGUUGCAUCUCAGUUAUAAACUGGGUGUUUAA
Gongylonema pulchrum is the source of this 336-nucleotide messenger RNA. The record is from the annotation of a GenBank genome assembly. NCBI's taxonomy places the organism in Eukaryota, Metazoa, Nematoda, Chromadorea, Rhabditida, Gongylonematidae.